UGUUCGCCCCGCGUCGCUGCGGGGAGGUAUUCCUGAAACCGCUCUGGAAGGGAGACGUUCUGUAUGUAUGGAAUCGCCGGAUCAUUUCGUCUGCUCUCGGCAGAGUGGAUAUUCUCUGCCGCAAGGGCAGGCGCCCGAGAGCUCUUCCACCCCCAACCUGAUGCAUCCUCUCCCCGCCGCAGUAAGCAGCAAUGAGCGCCACAGACGCCGGGCACUCUGCAUGCAUUCACUUCGUUGUCAUGAUUUUCUGUCAGGCUCUUCAUCGCAGCGUGGCCGUGAAUUCGGCGGCAUCCACCACCUGGGACAGCUCUGCGGCCCUCACCUGAGCUGCCUGGGCUACAGGAAGUCAACACACAACGUCCGCUCGCCCAGCAGAUCCCAUGAAGACCCUCUCAGUGAGCUCUUCUCGGUGCUGGAGGAGGAGGAGGCGCGGGGCGAGGACAUCAAGGCGGUUCACGGGCAGCUGCAGCAGAUGGAGGCCAUUCUGGCCGAUGAGGACGGCUCUGGAAGGCUGCUGGAGGGCAUGGCAGACGACGGGGUGGGAGGGAUGACGGUGCGAGAGGUCGCGGAGGGGGUGAGGGAGCUCCUGCCGUUCGUGACGGUGCAUGACGUCCGCAAGCACCUGGUUAGCCGCAUUGAGAGGGAGGGAGAGGCAGGGGAGGGUGGGCACGAUGACUGCGUGAGUACGGGAGGCCUCCGGCAGCACAUGGAGGGAUUCCUGCAGGCCAAGCGAGAUGAGCUGCAGGUAAGCGACACUUCACAUGUCAAUGCCCUCCCUUCUCAUAUGUGUGUGUGGCUGCAUGCAGGUGGUCGAGGCGGGUUUGAUCGGUCGCCGGGUGGCGUGUGAGCGUCGCGCGGAGGAAAUGCGGCAGCGGCUGAGGCGGCGGUACUGCACCGUCAUGUCGCGGCGGCUGGACGUCACGCCCAGCGAACAGCUGCUGCUCAAGAAAGACGGCGUGAGGAAGAUACUCAACACCAGGUGAGUCAGAGGCACAACAGGCAAGACAGAGAGAGAGAGAGAGAGUGAGAGAGAGAGAGAGAGAGAGAGAGAGAGAGAGGGAUGCAUUGCGCCUAUCGCACUUUGUCUGUCGUUCGUCAAUGCAGUCCUCGCCCGUUGGUCGACGCCCUGUUCCACCACUGCAUACUGACCCAGGACCAUGAGCAAGCAGCUGCCGACACCAACAACGGCAGCAGCAACGAGAUCCCCUCCCCCGCCCCUUUUCCCUCUCCGCGAACCAUCCACUGGCAAGAGAUCGAGGCCCUUUUCGACCUGCCGUCCCUCCGGAUGAUCCGAGAGUCAUACCUCUCGCCACCGUUCCUCUUCGACCUCAGCAGCGAUGAGUCGUCCCCCUCACGCCGGCGGUCCCGGCAGACGCGCAAGACUAUCGGAGGCGCCCUCGACGGAGGUCGGUCGCCGCCCUUGCUGCCCCCAAUGUUCCUCACACCCACGGUCCCAACGCCGACUAUCCAACGGCCCCGCAGCAACGAUUUCGUGGACAACAACGAGCAUCAGCAUGACCAUGGCGACGACGAGCAGUCAGAUGUGCCCCCGGUCAACGUGGGCAGCCCUUCGCGGACUGUACGGUCGGUGCAGUCGAGCUCGCCGACACGCGGCCACCGGUGCGUGGCGCUUGCAGUCAACAGGCCGCUGCAUUAUGUGGACAGCGGCGUGAGCGUGCCUGUGGUGCCGUAUCCGCCGUUCUGCAUGGGCGAGGGCGAGAAUGGUGACCGGUUCGCAGAGGGAGGGGGAGGGGGGGCGCUGCGUGCAUGAGCUGGACACGUGUGAUGCAUGAUGAUCGAUGGGUGAUGGGUGGGUGAUGGGUGGGCUGUUUGUUGUAGAGUGCGUACCUGCACACCUACACACACACACAGAUACAUACCUACACACACAGAGGUGUAUAGCUGGUCUGCACGGGCCUGCAUUGACUGCAUGGGUGCGCAUGGUGGAUGGAUGGAUGAAUGGAGGGAGGGACAGUGGACAGUACUGUCGUUGGGAAGAGACCGACCGACUGGGACAGACUGCUCGAACUGAUUCGCCAUGUGUCUGUACAUUUCCAC
Molecule: messenger RNA, 2058 nt
Organism: Vitrella brassicaformis
Lineage: Eukaryota; Vitrellaceae
Source: the annotation of a GenBank genome assembly